Daphnia carinata is the source of this 1584-nucleotide messenger RNA. RefSeq names its product SEC14-like protein 2. Lineage: Eukaryota; Metazoa; Arthropoda; Branchiopoda; Diplostraca; Daphniidae. The coding region runs from base 170 to 1465 and encodes 431 amino acids. Gene Ontology annotation, cellular component: cytoplasm. The transcript is spliced from 14 exons. The record is from RefSeq and is a predicted model, not a curated record.
UGUGCUGUAACUAACGGAGGACUACGGUUGCCUUUUCUUUGCCUGAACACAUAGCAUAGUGCACUUCAAGGCAAAAAGGUGGAACGCACUGAAACGGAUUUCCCUACAACAUAGCUUUAAAGCCAAACGAAUUUGAAAAGCAGUUGUUCCAUAUCGUAUUGCAUGUGCCAUGGAACUUUCCCAACAUUUCCCAAAGCAGGAGACCCCGUUUGAGCAGUUGGUUGGAACGCGGGAGGUCGGAACGCGUUUCAAAUGUCCAGAUUAUCAAUGCAACUACCUGUUGGCCACCCUUUUAGCUCAAGGAAUGGAGAUGAACAAAAUCAAAACUGCCCUUCAUCAGCUGAGGAAUGCUGUGAAAGACUGUCAAUUGAAUGACUCUAGCGAUGAAUUCCUUCUUAAAUGGCUAAAAGCACAUGAUUUCGAUGUAGCUCGAGCCACCAAAAUGCUCAGACAGACAUUAGAAUGGCGGCGAGUAAACGGAGUGGAUAAACUCUUAGAUACGUUCAAAAUUAGCGAUGUGAUGAAAAAAUAUUUUUCCGUCGGACGAGUUGGAGUUGACAAAUACGGGUGCCCACUUUACGUUUCUGCAAUGGGAAGAAUGGACAUGAAAGGAAUUCUGUUAUCUACAAAGAAAAACGAAUUAUCAGAAAUGUUGAUUUAUAGAGAAGAGAAGUAUAUUAAGGCGGCUAGAGAGGAACGUGAACGAACAGGUAGGCCGAUCGCGACGCAUACGAUCAUCUUCGACUUCGAUCAUCUAUCGAUGAAACAGCUAACGUGCAAGCCAGUUGCCUUUGAGUUAAUGGCUUUCACCAGAUUACAGUUGGCCCACUACCCUUUAAAUCUUCGUCGGGCGUUCAUCAUUAACGCCCCCAAGUUAUCUUUUCAACUGUUGUUCGCUAUGUUGAAUCCGUUCCUACCCGAGACUGCCACCGCGUGUCUGAGAGUUUUUGGUAACGACAAAACACAGUGGACAUCCGCUUUGCUAGAGGAAAUCGACGCCGAUCAAAUUCCUGCGUUUUACGGAGGCACAAUGACCGAUCCCGAUGGUGAUCCCAAAUGCCCUAGCAAGUUCAAUAUGGGAGGUGAGGUACCUCAAUCCUAUUACCUUUGCAACAAUGCUCCGGUCGCUAAAAAAUAUAUGGAGACGCUGCACGUUAUUGCAGGUGUUGGAGGACGGAAGAAACUGAAAUAUAAAAUCGAGAUUGUCCCUUCCGUAAUGAGAUGGGAGUUUAUGACUGAAGGAGGAGACAUUGAAUUUCGAGUUUACAAUAGCAAUUUAAACGAUGAGGAAGAUUUGCUCCCGCCUAACAGGGUCGAUAGCCAUUUGGUGAUGGAAGAGGGUGAGCUAACGUGCCAUCAACCAGGCAAAUAUAUUUUCGAGUUCAGCAACACGUUUAGCUAUUUGAAAACGAAAAAAGUUUACUACCACAUUACUGUCCAUCCACAAUCAUCGGAAAAUGUUUGAAUGUAUUUAAAAGAAAAUUAUUUAAUAAUGUUUGGGUUUGGCAAAUUAUUACGAAAACGGAUACACAUGCGGCAAAUGAUAAAGCAAAAUUGGAAACGAAAAAUACAAUUAUAAUAGAA